Messenger RNA from Ochotona princeps (American pika), 5488 nucleotides. RefSeq names its product kinase D interacting substrate 220 (gene KIDINS220). NCBI's taxonomy places the organism in Eukaryota, Metazoa, Chordata, Mammalia, Lagomorpha, Ochotonidae. Gene Ontology annotation, molecular function: protein binding. The record is from RefSeq and is a predicted model, not a curated record. The transcript is spliced from 29 exons. The coding region runs from base 44 to 5362 and encodes 1772 amino acids.
UUAAGAGGUGUUGAGAUAAGACCAACCACAGCUCUCCGUGAAGAUGUCGGUUCUGAUAUCCCAGAGUAUCAUAAACUACGUGGAAGAGGAGAACAUUCCUGCUCUGAAAGCCCUUCUGGAGAAGUGCAAAGACGUGGAUGAGACAAAUGAGUGUGGCCAGACCCCGUUGAUGCUGGCUGCCGAGCAGGGCAAUUUGGAGAUAGUGAAGGAGCUGAUCAAGAAUGGGGCCAACUGCAACCUGGAAGACUUGGAUAACUGGACAGCACUUAUAUCCGCAUCCAAGGAAGGGCACGUGCACAUCGUGGAGGAGCUGCUCAAGUGCGGGGUGAACCUGGAGCACCGUGACAUGGGCGGGUGGACAGCUCUCAUGUGGGCCUGCUAUAAAGGCCGGACCGAGGUCGUGGAGUUGCUGCUUUCCUACGGAGCCAAUCCCAGCGUCACUGGUCUGCAGUACAGUGUUUACCCCAUCAUUUGGGCAGCGGGAAGAGGCCAUGCCGAUAUAGUGCAUCUGUUACUGCAGAAUGGGGCGAAAGUCAACUGCUCUGACAAGUACGGCACCACCCCCUUGGUCUGGGCUGCGCGGAAGGGCCAUUUGGAAUGUGUAAGACAUUUGUUGGCCAUGGGAGCUGAUGUGGAUCAAGAAGGAGCUAAUUCAAUGACUGCACUGAUUGUGGCGGUAAAAGGAGGGUACACACAGUCAGUGAAAGAAAUUCUGAAGAGGAACCCGAACGUGAACUUAACAGACAAGGACGGGAAUACAGCACUGAUGAUCGCGUCCAAGGAGGGGCACACGGAGAUCGUCCAGGACCUGCUGGACGCCGGCACAUAUGUGAACAUACCUGACAGGAGUGGAGACACUGUGUUGAUUGGUGCUGUCAGAGGUGGGCACGUGGAGAUUGUUCGUGCACUUCUCCAGAAGUACGCUGACAUUGACAUUAGAGGACAGGAUAAUAAGACUGCUCUGUACUGGGCUGUUGAGAAAGGAAAUGCCACAAUGGUGCGAGAUAUCUUGCAGUGCAACCCUGAUACUGAAAUAUGCACAAAGGAUGGUGAAACACCCCUUAUCAAGGCCACCAAGAUGAGAAAUAUUGAAGUCGUGGAGCUGCUGCUGGACAAAGGGGCGAAGGUGUCGGCUGUGGAUAAGAAAGGAGAUACUCCAUUGCACAUUGCCAUUCGUGGGAGAAGUCGGAGACUGGCAGAACUGCUUUUACGAAAUCCUAAGGACGGGCGGCUGCUCUAUAGGCCCAACAAAGCGGGCGAGACUCCAUACAACAUUGACUGCAGCCAUCAGAAAAGCAUCUUAACUCAGAUCUUCGGAGCCAGACACUUGUCUCCUACUGAAACGGAUGGUGACAUGCUUGGCUAUGAUUUGUACAGCAGCGCCCUCGCAGAUAUUCUCAGUGAGCCUACCAUGCAGCCCCCGAUCUGUGUGGGCUUGUACGCCCAGUGGGGAAGUGGGAAGUCUUUCCUACUCAAGAAACUUGAAGAUGAAAUGAAGGCUUUUGCGGGGCAGCAGAUUGCGCCUCUGUUUCAGUUUUCGUGGCUCGUCGUGUUUCUGACCCUGCUGCUGUGCGGAGGGCUUGGCUUGCUCUUCGCUUUCACAGUCGACCUCAAUCUGGGGAUCGCAGUGUCCCUGAGCUUCUUGGCUCUCUUAUAUAUAUUCUUUAUUGUCGUUUACUUUGGUGGACGAAGAGAAGGAGAAAGCUGGAAUUGGGCCUGGGUGCUCAGUACCAGACUGGCGAGACAUAUUGGCUAUUUGGAGCUCCUCUUCAAACUCAUGUUUGUGAAUCCGCCAGAACUGCCAGAGCAGACCACUAAAGCUUUACCUGUUCGCUUUCUGUUCACCGAUUACAACCGGCUGUCCAGCGUGGGCGGAGAAACCUCGCUGGCGGAAAUGAUCGCCACCCUGUCAGACGCUUGUGAGAGGGAGUUCGGCUUUUUGGCCACUCGGCUUUUUCGAGUAUUCAAGACCGAAGAGACUCAGGGUAAAAAGAAAUGGAAGAAAACGUGUUGCCUUCCAUCUUUCGUCAUCUUCCUUUUCAUCUUUGGCUGCAUCAUUGCUGGAAUCACUCUUCUGGCUGUGUUCAGAGUUGACCAGAAACACCUGACAGUGAACGCGGUGCUCAUCGCCAUGGCGUCUGUGGUGGGCCUGGCCUUGGUGCUCAACUGCCGGACGUGGUGGCAAGUGCUGGACUCGCUCCUGAACUCGCAGAGGAAGCGCCUGCACCACGCCGCCUCCCGACUGCACAAACUGAAGAGUGAAGGCUUCAUGAAGGUUCUCAAGUGGGAAGUGGAAUUGAUGGCCAGGAUGGCGAAAACCAUCGACAGCUUCACGCAGAAUCAGACGAGGCUUGUGGUGAUCAUUGAUGGCUUGGACGCGUGUGAGCAGGACAAGGUCCUCCAGAUGCUGGACACGGUCCGAGUUCUGUUUUCAAAAGGCCCAUUCAUUGCCAUUUUUGCAAGUGACCCGCAUAUCAUUAUCAAGGCAAUUAACCAGAACCUCAAUAGCGUGCUCCGUGACUCCAACAUCAAUGGACACGACUACAUGCGCAACAUCGUUCAUUUGCCUGUCUUCCUCAACAGUCGUGGCCUCAGCAGUGCCAGGAAGUUCCUUGUGAACUCAACAACAAAUGGGGACAUUCCGUGUCUGGACCCCACAGGGAUGCAAGAAGAUAUUGACAGAAGAGUUUCACAGAACAGCCUUGGAGAGCUGACAAAACUCGGCAGCAAGACCGCCCUCAAUAGACGGGACACUUACCGGAGGCGGCAGAUGCAGCGGACCAUCACCCGGCAGAUGUCCUUCGACCUCACGAAGCUGCUGGUCACUGAGGACUGGUUCAGUGACAUCAGUCCUCAGACCAUGCGGAGGCUGCUGAACAUCGUUUCUGUGACAGGCCGAUUACUGAGAGCCAAUCAAAUCAGUUUCAACUGGGACAGACUUGCCAGCUGGAUCAACCUGACGGAGCAGUGGCCCUACCGGACGUCCUGGCUCAUUCUCUAUUUGGAAGAAACUGAAGGGGUGCCUGAUCAGAUGACGCUGAAAACCAUAUACGAAAGAGUAUCAAAGAAUAUUCCAACGACUAAAGAUGUUGAGCCACUGCUUGAAAUUGACAGUGACAUAAGAAAUUUUGAAGUAUUUUUGUCCUCAAGGACCCCGGUCCUUGUGUCUCGAGAUGUGAAAACCUUCCUGCCCUGCACUGUGAACCUGGACCCCAAGCUGCGGGAGAUCAUCGCGGAUGUUCGUGCCGCGAGAGAACAGAUCAAUAUUGGAGGACUGGCGUAUCCCCCGCUCCCUCUCCACGAAGCUGCCCCGCGGGCGCCCUCCGGGUACAGUCAGGCUGCGUCGGUCUGCUCGUCCUCUGCCUCCUUCAAUGGGCCCUUUGCUGGCGGGGUGGUCUCCCCGCAGCCGCACAGCAGCUACUACAGCGGCCUCACGGGCCCCCAGCACCCGUUCUACAACAGGCCAUUCUUUGCCCCCUACCUUUACACGCCAAGGUAUUACCCUGGCAGUUCCCAACACCUCAUCUCCCGCUCAUCCGUAAAAGCGAGUUUGCCCAGGGAUCAGAACAAUGGCCUAGAGGUUAUCAAGGAGGAUGCUGCCGAGGGGCAGGCUGUGCCCGCAGACCCCUCGCGGGGAUGUGGCCCUGCCUCGGGAGCGGCGGCGUUGCACGCGAUGAACGUGGAGGCCGUGUGUGAGAAACUGAAGCAAAUUGAGGGCCUGGACCAGAGCCUGGUGCCUCAGUACUGCACGACCAUCAGAAAGGCAAACAUAAAUGGUCGUGUAUUAGCUCAAUGUAACAUUGAUGAACUAAAGAAAGAGAUGAAUAUGAAUUUCGGAGACUGGCACCUUUUCCGAAGCACAAUACUGGAGAUGAGAAAUGCAGAAAGCCAGGUGGUCCCUGAAGACCCACGUUUUCUUGGCGAGAAUGCCGGCGGCUCUGUGGCCCAUGGUGAGCCUGCCCGUCGCUCCUCACACAACGAGCUGCCUCACACCGAGCUGGCCAGCCAGGCCCCCUACACACUCAACUUCAGCUUUGAGGAGCUGAACACCCUGGGCCUGGACGAGGGGGCCCCGCGCCACGGUCACCUGAGCUGGCAGUCCCAGACUCGCAGAACCCCAAGUCUCUCGAGCCUCAACUCCCAGGAUUCCAGCAUCGAAAUUUCAAAGCUGACCGAUAAGGUGCAGGCUGAGUAUAGAGACGCCUACCGCGAGUAUAUCGCUCAGAUGUCCCAGCUGGAAGGGGGCCCGGGGUCCACCACACUGAGUGGCAGGUCGUCUCCGCAUAGCAUGUCCUACCUGGGGCAGAGCUCCUCCGGGGGCUCAAUCCAUUCCAACCUAGAACAAGAGAAAGGCAAGGAGAGUGAGCCCAGACAGGAGGAUGGGAGGAAGGCCUUCCUCCUGAAGCGGGCUGACGUCCUCGACUACUCCUCCUCGGGGGUGUCCACCAGCGACGCCUCGCCCCUGGACCCCAUCACAGAGGAGGACGAGAAGUCGGAUCAGUCAGGCAGCAAGCUGCUGCCAGGCAAGAAGGCCUCGGAGAGAUCCAGUCUCUUCCAGACAGACCUGAAGCUGAAGGGAGGUGGCCUGCGCUACCAGAAGCUGCCGAGCGACGAGGAUGAGUCCGGGCCAGAGGAGUCAGACAAGACCCCCCUGCUGAGGGACGACAAGGACGCGUCUGUGGCAGGGAGGGCAGAGCGGGCGGCCAGGUCCCCGGAACACGGCGCCGAGCCAGGCCGCACCUUCAUCAAGGCCAAGGAGUACUUGUCCGAUGCCCUGCUGGACAAGAAGGACUCUUCCGAUUCCGGCGUGCGCUCCAACGAGAGCUCCCCCAACCACUCUCUGCACAAUGAUGCGGCUGACGACGGCCAGCUGGGGAGGGCCAACCUCAUCGAGCUCGAGGACGACGGGCGCAGCGCCGGGCGGGGCAUGCCGCACAGCCUGAGCAGCCUGCAGGACCCGGGCCUGGCCCGCAUGUCCAUUUGCUCCGAAGACAAGAAAAGCCCCUCAGAAUGCAGCUUGAUUGCCAGCAGCCCCGAAGAGAACUGGCCAACGUGCCAGAAGGCAUACAAUCUGAACCGAACGCCCAGUACCGUGACUCUGAACAACAACAGCACCCCGACUACCCGAGCCAACCAGAAUUUUGACGAAAUGGAGGGGAUUAGGGAGACCGUGCCGGUCAUUCUGAGGCCCAGUUCUGGUCCCAACCCCACCGCUAUUCAGAAUGAAAAUCUCAAAGGCGUGGCACAUAAGCGGGGCCAGCGUGCGAGCUACAGCAGGCUGUCCAAGGAGGCCUCGGAGCUACACGCCGCCGCCUCUCCGGAGAGCACAGGCUUUGGCGAAGAGAGAGAGAGCAUUCUGUAAGAAGAACAGGCCCCCUCCUGGCAGCGUCGUCCCAGAUCCAGAACCCACACGCCACCCGUGUGUGUGUCAUCCCCACAGAGAGAUGUGUGCAGUGCGCUAGUGGCCGUGAGGCUUCGCCAGCCUGGU